Bacidia gigantensis is the source of this 1332-nucleotide messenger RNA. RefSeq lists its product as uncharacterized. The coding region runs from base 1 to 1332 and encodes 443 amino acids. The transcript has a single exon. The record is from RefSeq and is a predicted model, not a curated record. NCBI's taxonomy places the organism in Eukaryota, Fungi, Ascomycota, Lecanoromycetes, Lecanorales, Ramalinaceae.
AUGGCAGAAAAGGCUGCGAAUACUGGGUCCACCGGAUUCUCUCCUGGUCUCAUUGGCUAUCCACAACUCCCGAUGAUCGUGGCUGAAUGGGCAGCUCUACUUCCCUUGGUCUUGCAUCUCGCUAGUUACCAAGCCGACUAUAUGACGAUCGGCGAGAUCUCGCUUCUUGGAAGGCUUCCCAUAAGCCUCUUCCCUACACUGGGCGCAUAUUCCGGGUUCGCGCGUCUGUUAGAAAGAGGUCCCAAUUAUCUGGACUACGCCAGCGCCAAAGGGGGAUCAAGUCACCGAGCCUGGGAUGUGAAUUUCGGGAAUGCCUUUACUGUCACCAAUGGCGCAACAAGCGCUACAAUCAUGUCGUCUGUGCUUGAGAAGCGAAAGCCUUCACGCAUAAGGAUAGAAUUACCCAUACAGAGUAAUCAGCAGGUGAAAGGCGACGAGGCAAGAAAAGUCUAUCGGCCUCAAGUCCUGAACGUAUACCAGUUUCAAAAAACGGAAGGCCACAAGCGCACAUUAAUUCAACGGGCACCAGGAAACUCGAAACUGGCGACAGCGUUCAUGAUCCUCUUAGUCGCUAUUCUAGUAGGCAUCGCCAUCUUUUUGGGAAUCUUUGGGACUUUUGGGAGCGCAGUCAUAGUCCUUCUUUGUGCCAUCUCUGUCGUGGUCUGUGAAACGACUCCAAUUCGACGACCAGCGAUCUAUCUCGAAACCGGCGAGACUCACGAUGCCUGCAUGCUUGUUGCAGCGCAUGAAAAUGCGACAGAGUGGCACCUUUGCAUCGGUGAUCUUGGAGUGGUCGAUACGGUCCUCAACAAACCGGUGAUCGUCCUUCCGCAAGGCACGCGCGCUCGCCUGGCCGCUUUCUGGUUCCGGUGUGCACACAUCAUACAACUCACGGCAAUGACUUUUGUGGCAGGUCAGAAAGGCUGGGAUGGGGUUUGUCUUGUGAUUCUUCUGGUCAUCCACUACAUCGUUUCCUGGAACUUCCAUCCCAAGAAGCUGGCGAGAAGAUGGCUCGAAAAAGAGGGUAUUGAUGUCAAGGUCGAGAGCUUCGAAUUCCAUGGUCGUUCGGAUCUUAUUCACACUAUCCAAUUUCUCAGCGGAACUGAAUGCCACCGGUGGAUAGAUGAAAUCAUGGUGCCGCAUCCACGUCGUAACUUCUCAUUGGAGAUGCUGCAGCUGCCAGCAAAUCAAACUGUACAAUUUCCAAAAGAAUUUAACGCCCAUGAUCGGGGAAAGAUGUUGCGCAAUGUUAGGGCCGCAAGGCUGGGGGCUUCGAAGAUCAAGGACGUGCUAAAGGAUGCUAAAGUCGUAUCUCACUUUACUUCUCCCUAG